This is a messenger RNA of Leptonychotes weddellii (Weddell seal), 1107 nucleotides long. Lineage: Eukaryota; Metazoa; Chordata; Mammalia; Carnivora; Phocidae. The record is from RefSeq and is a predicted model, not a curated record.
CCCAAGAAUUCGGGGUUUUAAAGGGAAGAGCCAUCUCCCCAGCUGUGGCCCUCUUUGGGGCCCAUCCCUUUGGGUGUUUGCAGAGCCCCCCAGGAAGGAGAAGGAGCCAGCGUACCUGCGGCAGACAGCAUUGUCCACUCUUUGGACCCCUUAGGUAUUCACCAGCUACAUUGACCUCCUGUACCCCACAGAAGACAGGAACGACCGGCUAAGAGAUUCUUACUUCUUUACCUGCAAGUGCCAGGAGUGCACCACCAAAGACAAGGAUAAGGCCAAGGUGGAAAUCCGGAAGCUCAGUGAUCCCCCAAAGGCAGAAACUAUCCGUGACAUGGUCAGAUAUGCACGCAACGUCAUCGAGGAGUUCCGGAGGGCCAAGCACUACAAAUCCCCUAGUGAGCUGCUGGAGAUCUGUGAGCUCAGCCAGGAGAAGAUGGGCUCCGUGUUUGAGGACAGCAACGUGUACAUGCUGCACAUGAUGUACCAGGCCAUGGGCGUCUGCCUGUACAUGCAGGACUGGGAAGGAGCCCUGCGAUACGGACAGAAAAUCAUUAAGCCCUACAGCAAGCACUACCCUCUGUACUCCCUCAACGUGGCCUCCAUGUGGCUGAAGCUGGGGAGGCUGUACAUGGGCCUGGAAGACAAAGCUGCUGGAGCGAAAGCCCUGAAGAAGGCCAUCGCCAUCAUGGAAGUGGCUCACGGCAAAGAUCAUCCGUACAUUUCUGAGAUCAAACAGGAAAUUGAAAGCCACUGAAACUACGCCAACACGUUCAUUUUUAUUUAAAUGCUAGUGCAGAAGCCUUCAAGGAUUUGAAUAUUUCCAGGCGUACACAUGACUCUUGCAUUUCUGUAAAAUCGCUGGAAUGAAAACACCUACUCGCCCUUAAACCUCACACAUGGCUUACCUGAAGUUGGUCUUAAUCUUUACUCUUAGUACCAAAAUGAUUUCUGAAUGCUUUCAUUGCCCUAAGAGAUAAUGACAUGGUUUCAUUUGUUACCCUAGACUUUGGACAGAUUGAGUUUUAAAAGAAUGCGAUUAUUUUUCCCUUCAUGCCUAUUAUAACGUUCUGAACACUGGAAUGAUGAGGGAGAAUAAAAAAGGUAACGGUA